AUGAUCCCUCCGAGCGGCGCCCGCCCGGACGGCGUGGACCGGCUGCCCCCGGAGGCAGCGAGCGCCGAGCAGCCGCCCUCUCCGGCAUCCACCGGCAGCCAGGAAUCCAAGCUCCAGAAACUAAAACGAUCACUUUCUUUCAAGACCAAGAGUCUACGGAGCAAAAGUGCUGACAACUUCUUCCAGCGAACCAACAGCGACGUGAAGCUGCAAGGGGACAUGCUGGCUGAGGUCAGCCCCAGCUCCAGCCCCCUCCCCGCCCCAGGAAGCCUGACGUCCACGCCCACCAGGGUGGGCCUGCACCCAGGCAGCAGCAAGGCCCAUGCCUUCCAGGAGCACAUCUUCAAGAAGCCCACUUUCUGUGAUGUCUGCAACCACAUGAUCGUGGGAACAAAUGCUAAGCAUGGAUUACGCUGCAAAGCCUGUAAGAUGAGCAUCCACCACAAGUGCAUGGAUGGCCUAGCACCCCAGCGGUGCAUGGGCAAGCUGCCAAAGGGGUUUCGGCGUUACUACAGCUCCCCCUUGCUCAUUCAUGAACAAUUUGGAUGCAUUAAAGAAGUUAUGCCCAUUGCCUGUGGCAAUAAGGUGGACCCAGUCUACGAGGCCCUCCGCUUCGGCACCUCCCUGGCUCAGAGGACCAAGAAGAGCAGCUCUGGCAGUGGCUCGGACUCCCCUCACAGAACCUCUACUUCGGACCUGGUGGAGGUUCCUGAAGAAGUCGAUGGGCCAGGAGAUGGGUACGACCUACGGAAACGCAGCAACAGCGUGUUUACGUACCCAGAAAACGGCACGGACGACUUCAGAGACCAAGCGAAGAACAUAAACCACCAGGGACCUCUUUCCAAAGACCCAUUACAGAUGAACACCUAUGUUGCCUUGUACAAAUUUGUACCACAGGAGAAUGAAGAUUUGGAAAUGAGACCAGGAGACAUGAUCACUCUUCUAGAAGAUUCCAAUGAAGACUGGUGGAAAGGGAAAAUUCAAGACAGGAUUGGCUUCUUCCCAGCCAACUUUGUUCAGAGAGUACAGCAGAAUGAGAAGAUUUUUAGAUGUGUUAGAACCUUCAUUGGGUGUAAGGAACAGGGGCAGAUAACACUGAAAGAGAAUCAGAUCUGCCUGACUUCUGAAGAAGAACAGGACGGCUUCAUCAGAGUCCUCAGCGGAAAGAAGAGAGGCCUUGUUCCCCUGGAUGUCCUAGAAAAUGUCUGA
Messenger RNA from Pipistrellus nathusii (Nathusius's pipistrelle), 1209 nucleotides. The record is from the annotation of a GenBank genome assembly. NCBI's taxonomy places the organism in Eukaryota, Metazoa, Chordata, Mammalia, Chiroptera, Vespertilionidae.